UUGACAUACCGCGAUAUCAUCAUCUUUGUUGCCCAAGCACAAUGCUUGUUCCUCGACAUCAUGGCUUUCAUGGACUUCGUUGAGAUAGUUCAACCUCGUCUCACCUCAGGCUGGUCCUCUUGGGGUCCACUUGAUGGGAACUCAAGAUGGAUGGGCUGCUUUACUACUGAUUCAAAGACUUGUGAUAUAUUUCUCAAUGCUGGCAUGCCUGUGUGGCUUGUUCAUGCAGAGGCUUAUAUUUCUCCCCAGAUGAACAUCAUCAAACUGGUUGUCCUGACAUUCCCAGAUGAUCUGACGAGGAACAUCUAUUGUGAAGGCAACAUCGCGUGGCCAUUCCCCCUCCUG
This is a messenger RNA of Suillus subaureus, 345 nucleotides long. RefSeq lists its product as uncharacterized. The record is from RefSeq and is a predicted model, not a curated record. NCBI's taxonomy places the organism in Eukaryota, Fungi, Basidiomycota, Agaricomycetes, Boletales, Suillaceae. The annotation marks the transcript as partial. The transcript has a single exon.